GAACCCGGGAGAGAGAGAAGCGAAAUGACAUUUCCUCUUUAAAUAGCUAAAGCCGGGGCCCCAUCGAGAAAUGGCCGCGUCGGCAGAUUUAAGUAAAUCUUCCCCAACACCGAAUGGGAUUCCAUCUUCAGAGACAGCCAGCGAUGCCAUGGACCCCUUCCAUGCGUGCAGUAUUCUUAAACAACUCAAAACAAUGUACGAUGAAGGACAGUUGACAGACAUUGUAGUGGAAGUGGAUCAAGGGAAAACAUUUUCCUGUCAUAGAAACGUUCUUGCUGCAAUCAGCCCCUACUUCAGAUCCAUGUUCACUAGUGGCCUUACAGAAAGUACUCAAAAAGAAGUUCGAAUAGUUGGUGUUGAAGCUGAAUCGAUGGACUUAGUGUUGAAUUAUGCCUAUACCUCCAGAGUUGUUCUGACAGAGGCCAAUGUUCAAGCCUUGUUCACUGCAGCUAGCAUCUUCCAGAUUCCUUCCAUCCAAGACCAGUGUGCUAAAUAUAUGAUCAGUCAUUUGGAACCACAGAAUUCUAUUGGUGUCUUCAUAUUUGCUGAUCAUUAUGGUCAUCAGGAACUCCGAGACCGAUCAAAAGAAUACAUUCGUAAAAAGUUUCUGUGUGUCACCAAAGAACAAGAGUUUCUUCUGUUGACAAAAGACCAACUGAUAAGCAUUCUGGACAGUGAUGAUUUAAAUGUAGACCGAGAAGAACAUGUUUAUGAAAGCAUUGUAAGGUGGUUUGAACAUGAGCAGAAUGAAAGAGAAGUGCACCUUCCAGAAAUUUUUGCCAAAUGCAUACGCUUUCCUCUAAUGGAAGACACUUUUAUAGAGAAAAUUCCACCUCCAUUUGCACAGGCCAUAGCCAAGAGCUAUAUAGAAAAAGGACCACCAAGUAUCAAUGGCUGUACACAGAGACUGGGGAUGACUGCAUCUGAAAUGAUCAUAUGUUUUGAUGCUGCCCACAAACACUCAGGAAAGAAGCAAACAGUGCCUUGUCUAGAUAUAGUUACAGGAAGAGUGUUUAAACUAUGCAAACCUCCAAAUGAUCUAAGAGAAGUGGGGAUUCUUGUAUCACCAGAUAAUGACAUUUACAUUGCAGGAGGAUAUAGGCCAAGCAGUAGUGAGGUGUCCAUCGACCAUAAGGCAGAAAAUGAUUUCUGGAUGUAUGACCAUUCCACCAAUAGGUGGAUAUCCAAACCAUCCUUGCUUCGAGCCAGAAUAGGUUGCAAACUGGUGUACUGUUGUGGUAAAAUGUAUGCAAUUGGAGGCCGUGUCUAUGAAGGUGAUGGUAGAAACUCACUAAAAUCUGUGGAGUGCUAUGAUAGCAGAGAAAAUUGUUGGACUACUGUUUGUGCAAUGCCCGUUGCAAUGGAGUUUCAUAAUGCUGUGGAGUACAAAGAGAAGAUCUAUGUAUUACAGGGAGAAUUUUUCCUCUUCUAUGAGCCUCAAAAAGACUACUGGGGUUUUUUAACCCCCAUGACUGUGCCUAGAAUCCAGGGCUUAGCAGCUGUAUACAAUGACUCUAUCUACUACAUAGCUGGAACCUGUGGAAAUCAUCAGCGUAUGUUUACUGUAGAAGCCUAUGAUGUUGAACUGAAUAAAUGGACUCGUAAGAAGGACUUUCCAUGCGAUGAGUCCAUAAAUCCUUACCUUAAACUGGUACUUUUCCAGAAUAAACUUCAUUUAUUUGUUCGAGCUACCCAAGUAACUGUUGAAGAACAUGUCUUCAGAACCAGCAGAAAAAAUUCCCUUUACCAAUAUGAUGACAUAGCUGACCAGUGGGUGAAAGUGUAUGAGACCCCAGAUCGGCUCUGGGAUCUUGGCCGGCAUUUUGAAUGUGCUGUUGCUAAACUUUAUCCUCAGUGUCUUCAAAAAGUACUUUAAUGAGAAAAAGGCGUUAUUGAGCUUAAUGGCAUCUAGUACUUGAGGAAACUUAGUCUUCUGUGAUAAAAGAAAUGGCAGUAUUGAAGAAAACAUAUAGUUGGUACAUAGAAAUGGGUGCUUGUAAAGAUUACAGUGUAGGAAGGAUUUUUUUUUGUCAUUCUUUUAACAUUUUCAUUUCACUAAGCAAAGGGUAACAAAGUGCAAUUAUCAGAAUAGAAUUUUUUUUCUGGUAUAAAAGUAAUCAUAUUCUAGAUUUUGUGAGACGUAAUCACUGAGAUACCAGAUGAAUUCAACAACUAUGCACUCUUGUAACAUCAGUUAGGGUAUUAUUAGUUAGACACAUUCAAACUAGUUUGAUGUGAAUUUUGUUUUAAAUACGGGUAAAAAUCUGAGGCAAUAUUGCUGGGACUUUAGCUGUGACUUCUCUAGCAUAGAGAAGCACUAACGUAGAUUCGUAUUCUUAAUAUAUAGAUGUAUGUAGAUAUAUUUGUGUACUGUUUUUCAAGAAUACUGAGAUUUAAAUGUGUUCUGUUACUAGAGUGAAGGAAAACCAAAUCAGUCACAGAAAGAGCCUCUAGUUCAUAAUUCCCAUGUAAUUUUAAGUUAAGCUGAAAUCUUAAGUCGAUUUUCUGUUGAUAAUUUUUUAAGUACUAACACUGUUUUGUUUUAAAAUAUCUUGAAAAGGGCUCAAAUUCACAGUUGGCAGGUGCUAGUAUAAGUUAACUUAUGUGUGUAGCUAGGUAGAUUUAAAUUGUCUGAGCCUGUGCUUAUUUUUAAAUUGUUGUUAGUUUUGUUUUGUUUUGCCAGUUUAGAGUACUUUAUUCUUUGAGCUUGUGAUUUCACAAGAUCCUCUACAUGUGCCAGUUGAUAGUUUAAUUGGACUCAGAACAGUAAGUAAAUCAUACUCAGUCUGCACUAACAUGAAAAAUUUUGUUGCUUGGUCUUAUUUUCUACCCUUUAUCCAUUCAUUAUUGGUACAGUGAAAAGUAACUUAUUUCUCUUCCACACAGAGCAUAAUGUGAAGUUUUAUACCUAUUUUUAAGUCUGUUUUCCAGAAAUGCAAACUGUAGUAGUCUAAUGGCUUUUACAUAUAACACUUAAAACCUCAUUAUUUUUUCAGUUUUUGCACUUAAACAGUGAUGAAUAUUUUUACAUUGAAAGUGUUGUCAUAGCUGAAAGUGACUGAGAAGAAACAAAAUGAGUAAACAGA
Erinaceus europaeus (western European hedgehog) is the source of this 3086-nucleotide messenger RNA. RefSeq names its product kelch repeat and BTB domain containing 8 (gene KBTBD8). The coding region runs from base 71 to 1876 and encodes 601 amino acids. The record is from RefSeq and is a predicted model, not a curated record. Lineage: Eukaryota; Metazoa; Chordata; Mammalia; Eulipotyphla; Erinaceidae. Gene Ontology annotation, molecular function: protein binding. Gene Ontology annotation, biological process: neural crest cell development. The transcript has 4 exons.